AUGCGCGCCUCUCUCGGUCGCGCCGGGCUCAUCGGCCACAUCGACGACACUAAUGCGGCCGCCCCCACCAACGCCGAGUGGGCCUUCGCGGACUACACCGUCCUCAACGUGCUGCAUGCCGCCAUCGACGAGGACGUCGCCGACAUGGUCCUCUCCCUCUACCAGACUACGCGCCAGCUGUGGCUCGCCGUCCUCGAGCUCUUCUCCGCCAACAAGGCCAGCAAAACCAUCUACCUCGACUUCGACUUUCGUCAGUUGGUCCAGGGUGCCUCCUCCAUCACCGAGUACUGCCGGAGCAAGAAGAAGAUCGCGGAUGCCCUCUCCGAGAACGACUCCCCUGUGUCGGAUCGCGCGCUCGUCCUCAACACUCUGUGCGGUCUCGCACCCCGCUUCUCCUCUGCGUCCACGAUGAUCUCCAUGACGGACCCGCUGCCCACCUUCCUCCGCGUCCGGAGCAUGCUCCUUAUGGAGGAGAUGCAGUAG
Lolium perenne is the source of this 483-nucleotide messenger RNA. RefSeq lists its product as uncharacterized. The record is from RefSeq and is a predicted model, not a curated record. NCBI's taxonomy places the organism in Eukaryota, Viridiplantae, Streptophyta, Magnoliopsida, Poales, Poaceae.